AUUAACGUUAUCAUCUUGAUUCUAAUUGAACAUUUCCUAUGAGUCAUCCCAUUCCCCGCUUGAAAGUUUAUUUACUUCUUGGCUAGAAAAACUCAUCUUGAAACGAUUCUAAAUGCGUAUAAUAAUGUAAUAGUGUCAGUGAUUUGAUAACUAUGUACAUAGUAUAUUAUAUCUAAUAUAUACACCACCACUCAGGUAUAGAUGGGAUAAAUACUUUGAACAUGGCAGCCAUUUUUUGUGCUAUCACUUGUGUACUGAUUUCUGUUGUAUCUUGCGAUCUUCUAUGUACGAAGGAAAUCAGUGUAGGCAUACAAAAUGAAACUUUAAAUUCGGUGACACUAUCACUGACAGUGUCAGUAGAAGUCAACAUGACAAAGUGGACUGCGAGGGCGUGUAAAUAUGGAAAUUCAAGCAAUCAGAACUGUAAAGAAAUAUCUACUACUCCACAUGACAAUACGACUACUCUUAAAGGUCUUGACAGUAACACAACGUAUCAAUUAAUAAUAACUUUAACAACAGUGGAUACAACAUUGCAUAGCUGCCCACAUCCGUUCACAACUCAAACUUCGCCGAAGAAAAGAAAAAACAAUACAAAAAAUCCCCAAAAGUUGGACCCAAACGAUUCUGAUAGACUUCAAGCUUUCGAUGAGACAUUAAUAAAUAUUAACAUUAAUAAAACGACCUUCACUUUGUCAACUGCCGAUCUUGAGGGGACAACUGAAGCGCAUCUAACAGCCAACUCGCAGACUUCAUUUACAGAUCAAACAACUACACUGUUCCAGUCAUCCCCAACAACCAAUUCAAAUUUCGAUCAAGUUCUAGAAACAACUGAUGCGUCAACCACCAGAGCAAGCGUUUUAAAUAGCACUGUCAAGGCCGUUGCUAGAGAUGACACGAAACAAAGCACCAUGGGACACGGUUUGGUUUGGUGGAUAGCUGUGGUCGGUGGGGCCGGACUUGCAGUCAUUAUCCUACUCUCUUCUUUGACCUUCUUGUUCUAUCGACCAUGGCGGAAAAAUAAGAUGGUUCAACUACGGCGACAUCCUCCAAAGAAAACGAACGAAAACUUAUACGGCAAAAUGAAAACGUCUGCCAGGACGUCCAACAGUUUGAAGAGAAUCCGCAAAAAGAACAGCUGCUACAGCAAAGUUCUGGACAAAGAAACAGGAGGAGAAGAUGACCAGUACCAGAGAACUCAGAGUAUCUUCAGUUGGGGAACAGAGUUUGAUGCAUUUGACCCAAUAUCUGAACGAGACACUGUGUCCACCAAGGGAGGCUACGCCAAUACUACGCUGUUGUUCAGCCAAGCGAACGUGCAGGCUCUCACUAAUACUACUUCGUCUGAGUCUGACCUGGGAACCGGGUGCAGCCCAAACUGUAGCUCUGAUGAACUGCUGGGCAAAUAUAUUAAUGCUAACACGAUUGUUUAAACAUUAUGAAAUCUUUGUUUAACUAAAUCUGUCAAAAUGAGCUCAGAGGAUCAGACAGAGUCAAUUAUAAGUGUACAAAAUUUAAUUAGCUUAAUUAUUGGUAACUAAUCCUACUCUUUGUUUCAACGUAUAGUCUUAGAUGAUUUUGUUGCUUAAUUGUAGCAUGAUUGCUUUACAAUAAAGGUUACUCUAAUAACGUCAGCCAACCUUUUACAUAUGAUAUUCUUUGACAGAGAUAGCGUGUGGGCCUAUGUAAUAACAAAUUCCCAGAGUUUAAACAAGAAAUAGCCUUGGUCUUGAAGUCUUUGAUCUAAUGCCAGGGCACAACCUACAGACCAUUGUAAUGUACUGACCGUAGCUGCACCCUAGCCCGAGAGUCAUGUGAUAUGCGUGUUUUUACAAUAUUUAUAUGACCAUAUAGCCUACAUUCUAACAUUCAACAAAAUCUGUACUAAUUUUUUUUAUUAAUUUUAUAAGAAAAAUGAAAAGGAAUUCGUAGUACAUUAAAAUUACUUUGAAACUAUUUUUUUUAAAUUGACAAUAAGAUGUUUGUGAGGAGAAAGAAGUUUAUCACUACUUUGAAAUAAGUAGCCUAUUUAUUUGUUGUUUAUUGUUAACAUCUGUUAAGUUAUUGUUUGACGCUAUCUGGAAUCUAUCAUCCGUGCAGGUCAGAACAGCGUCGUCAGCUAGAAAUUCAAGCUCGUGUAGUGUUUCGAAGGGUAACUUGUGAGAUGUCGUUCCAGGCUGUUCCCAAGCACAUUGUCAAAUCAUCACUAGAGUUUAUGUCACGUCGAUAAUUCUGAAGGUCUGUUAAGAACAAGCUACAAAUCAAAGCACGCAUUUUAUUUGUGAUCUCAUUUGACCAGGGGCGUAGCUUGGGUGGGGUAGGGAGUCCAAAUUCGAAAGUUUUCCCGGCCCCUUCUUGAGGGGCCCCAAAAUAAAUUUUCUAUUUUUUUUUUACUUUUAAUACUAAAUAUAACGCCGUUGCCAUGUAAUCUUGCUAUACACAUGGAGUCAAAACUAUGAACAGCACGCCGUGAGGCGCUAUGAAUGACAUUUGUCACGUGUUUGUCACGUAUUUGUCACGUAUUUGUCACGUGUGCAUUAUCACACCAAUAAACAACGUUAUUUUUUCCACUAAAAA
Molecule: messenger RNA, 2574 nt
Organism: Biomphalaria glabrata
Lineage: Eukaryota; Metazoa; Mollusca; Gastropoda; Planorbidae
Exons: 4
Coding region: 222-1430 (402 amino acids)
Source: RefSeq, a predicted model, not a curated record